GUAGAUAUUUAGUCUUUGCCAGAUAGCUUAAAUUGUCACACGAUGAGAAAAAGUUUACACAAUUUUAGGAUAAUUUUCUGUUAUAGGAUGUAUAAUUUGUGAAGAUUAUGCAUCUAACAGAUAAAACACGUUUAAUUCUAUAAUUUCUCUCUUAAUCGAUGUUAAACUGUUUUAAUUAAAAGAGGUUAGGAACCACAAGAAUAGUACACGUAUGCAGCAACCUAGUGUUUUUACGAUAUUUGGCCAAUUAGGCCAGAAAUGACGUGAGUAGAAAUCUUAAAUAGUUGAAGUGACAAGAUGUUGCCCCUCACCCAGAAGGAUACAAGGACCCCGCGGGGACCUUUAGGCGGGAUACGCGAAAAGUUUCAAAACUGGCUCAGACUUAUUUAUUCGGACAAAAAUUCUAGGAACCUUUUCCUGUUUUUAAUACUUAACUUGUCCUUUGCUUUUGUCGAGUUAUUCUAUGGGAUAUGGACUAACAGCUUAGGUCUUAUUUCUGAUGCAUUCCAUAUGUUCUUUGACUGCACUGGUCUGGUGGCUGGCCUGGCCGCAUCCCUUGUGUCCAAGUGGAGAGCAAAUGAGCGUUAUUCCUACGGCUAUGCGAGAGCUGAAGUCCUAGCCGGAUUUGUAAAUGGCCUCUUCCUGUUGUUUAUUGCAUUCUUUAUUAUGAGUGAAGCUGUGGAAAGAGCCAUUGAACCACCAGAGGUGAAACAUGAACGUCUUUUAUUAGUGUCGGUGCUUGGUUUCCUAGUGAACCUGGUGGGCAUAUAUGCGUUCCAUCACGGCCACGGACACGGCCAUGGCCACUCGCACGGAGGCCAUGGUCACUCGCACAACCACGACCACGGCCAUGGCCAUGGCCACUCCCACGACGACAUGGAGGCGCCCACCGGGGCUGGCUCCGCUAUCAUGCGAGGCGUCUUCCUCCACGUGCUGGCCGACACGCUCGGAUCAGUCGGUGUCAUCAUCUCCGCCAUAUUGAUGCGUACGUUCGGCUGGAUGCGAGCCGACCCUAUUUGUUCAAUGGCCAUAGCGUUACUAAUCGCGGCGAGUGUACUCCCCCUAGUGCGUGACUCCGCCGGUGUCCUAAUGCAACGGACUCCGACUUCCAUCGAACGCGCUUUGCCCAAUCUGUACACGCGCGUGGUGGGCCUGGCGGGUGUGCACGCGGUGCAGGAGCCUCACUUCUGGACGCUGUGCAGUGAUGUGCACGUGGGGGCGAUCAAGCUGGAAGUGGCGCGACAAGUGGACCCGCGCUACGUGACGGAGCAGGCCGCGAGGAUAUUCCGCGAGGCGGGCGUCAAACACCUUACAGUGCAGUUGGACUAUUCCCCACUUUGAUGAUCGUAAGCAAACAGUCACAAAUGUACAGAUAUCCACAAAGUGGAGUGUUGUUGUUUGAGUCACUUGCUUGUCGUAAUCAGAGACGCGACCAACAAGGUCUUUGCCAUUUAUUGUAAUAGGAAGCUAUGACAUUUUUUAAAACUAAAAACGUUAUGGUCCUUCGAGCCGCAUUUGCUUUAAUAUGAAUCAAAAAUUAACCUUACUUUACAAUUGUAGAGAAUAUAAAGUUAUACAUGCAAGAGAGAAAGACGUCAAAAACGUCUCUGAUUACGUCAAUAAUUUUGAUUAAAACAAUCAAUUGUAUAUAAGGAAUGUAUUAUAAGAGCCCAAUAGUUCCAGAAUAGGCCCGUUAGUGUGCAAAUUAGGAUUUUUUUAUGCAAUGUUUUUAAAGUUUUUAUAUGAAAAAUGAAUUAUGCGUGCUAGCAAAUAGUGUUACUUAGUGUAAACUAAUUUCAGAAAGCUUGUUUAAAGCAGUUGUUUUAUGUUAAAUGUGAUAAGACUUGAAAUACUUUGUUUCCAUUUUUAUAUUGAUUUCACUCAUUGAAUUGACAGUUUAAAAUGUAUAACUGAAAUAUGUUAGCUACAAUAUACUCCAAAGUUAUAAACAAAUGGCCAUCAAUAGCCAUUAAGUCGGCCUUUAGGUAUUUAAAAAAAAAUUGUCGCUAGAUUCCAGAAAAAAUGUUCUGUGGUCGAGAGCAAACUUACAGGGUUAUUAAUUUAUUGCCCCAACAAUAUAAAAAGCUCUUAACAUCUAUGAGUUAUUAAUAAAAUUGUUACCAAUAAAUUGGGAACCAGGGCUAGCACGAAAA
Papilio polytes (common Mormon) is the source of this 2153-nucleotide messenger RNA. RefSeq names its product zinc transporter 7 (gene ZnT86D). Gene Ontology annotation, biological process: intracellular zinc ion homeostasis; transmembrane transport; zinc ion transport. Gene Ontology annotation, cellular component: membrane; Golgi apparatus. The record is from RefSeq and is a predicted model, not a curated record. The transcript is spliced from 3 exons. Lineage: Eukaryota; Metazoa; Arthropoda; Insecta; Lepidoptera; Papilionidae. Gene Ontology annotation, molecular function: zinc ion transmembrane transporter activity. The coding region runs from base 298 to 1341 and encodes 347 amino acids.